AUGAGUAAGGUGAGCAACGGAUCGGCCAAAACUGGUCAUAACGGCCAAAGUAACGGUGAGAGCGCACCAAUCAAACCGAUCUAUAAGCGAGAGCUGGUGUAUCACCACAUAAUAUGGAUGCCUUUCGUGCAUUUAUGUGGCAUUUAUGGCUUAUAUUUGGCGGUCACUGCCGUCCAGUAUAAGACUAUAUUUUUCAUGGAUUUAAUGGCAUUAUUUGCAUCGUUUGGGACUUUAUGUGGCGCCCAUAGGCUGUGGUCUCACCGCUCAUUCAAAGCCAAACUCCCGUUUCAGAUCAUAUUAAUGGUAUUGUCGACACUGGCCUUUCAGAGUCCCGCAUACGAGUGGGCGCGCGAUCAUCGCCUGCACCACAAAUACAGCGACACCGACGCCGACCCACACAACUCGCGGCGCGGGUUCUUCUUCUCACACAUCGGUUGGCUUAUGUGUCGCAAACACCCGGAAGUGAAGGAAAAGGGAAAGACCAUAGAUGUCAGUGAUCUCGAUAGCGACCCUCUGCUUCAGUUCCAGAAGAAGUAUUACCUGUUGUUGGGAGCCUUCAUAUGGGGUUUAGGACCCGCUUAUAUACCGCACUGGCUUUGGGACGAACCGCUGUGGAGUUCGUGGUUCGUGUGCGUUAUGCUCCGCUAUUGUGUGUCUCUCAACACCACUUUUCUCAUCAACAGCGCCGCACAUAUGUAUGGCAUGAAGCCGUACGAUAAGAGCAUUGUUCCCGUCGAAGCGCAUAUGAGGCACUUUUUAGUGGGCGAAGGUUUUCAUAACUAUCACCACACGUUUCCUAUGGAUUACUCGGCCUCAGAGUUGGGAGCAAUCGAUACGUUCAAUCCGGCGACGGCUUUCAUAGACAUGUUUGCGGCCAUCGGUUGGGCCUAUGAUCUGAAAAAGCCGUCAAACGAUGUCGUGAAGAGACGACAGACCAGAUGUGGUGACAUUCACUACUCAUUCAGAUCACGGCUUUCGGAACAAAUCGUCGGACUGGGCAAAAGAUAG
Messenger RNA from Medioppia subpectinata, 1008 nucleotides. The record is from the annotation of a GenBank genome assembly. Lineage: Eukaryota; Metazoa; Arthropoda; Arachnida; Sarcoptiformes; Oppiidae.